ACAGACGCAUUCGAGAGCAUGCCUGGGUUCUCCCUCCGCUCCCAGGACGCGUGGCGUAAUCACCCCAUGCUGGCUUCGGGCUUCAAACGACCCAUCCCUAAUUUCACCUUGGCCUGCGGGAUUUUUCUCGGUCUCGUGGCAGUGGACUGGGCGAACAAGGCAAUAAAUGGCGAUGGCCAUCACCACGCGAAUCCAGUCUCUGUGACAUUCGUGGACGAUAUCGACGGACCUUCCACGACGGUGAUAGAAGAGAGCAAGGGAAGUCAUGGUGCCCGCCAUUGAGGGGAAGGAGGGAGGG
This is a messenger RNA of Nannochloropsis gaditana CCMP526, 298 nucleotides long. RefSeq lists its product as uncharacterized. The record is from RefSeq and is a predicted model, not a curated record. The coding region runs from base 19 to 282 and encodes 87 amino acids. The transcript has 2 exons.